Messenger RNA from Cuscuta epithymum, 2531 nucleotides. Lineage: Eukaryota; Viridiplantae; Streptophyta; Magnoliopsida; Solanales; Convolvulaceae. The record is from the annotation of a GenBank genome assembly.
AAUACGGAGUGUGUAUUAAAGAUACGACCUUCAUCCCAUUUUAUUAGACAUCUUUGAUUUCUCCCAUCAAAUAUUGUAAUCAUUGACCAAUUAUUUUUACUACGGAGUAAUAUAUUUAUGUAAAAUUUAAGAUUUUUGUACUUUUAUAAUAUCAUUAAUUUCAAUAAAGAACAUCUUCAUGUCAUUCUCAUAUAGUCAUAUUAUCAAUAAUUCUGUAUAUCAUGUCAUUCUCAUGUAGAAAUCACUAAUUUGAAGUUAGUUUGGCCUAACUAAACUAAAAUGGGAAGAGGGUAUUCAAUAAUCAAUAAUCAAUACUACUCUGUACGUAACUAACUAAAAACGAAUAACAGGCAAGUGAGCAAGUCAGUCUCUUUUGGCGGGAAGUUCUUUUCCCAAGAAACAAUUUACAAAUACGGAGUAGCUUAUUAGUCCGUAUACUACUACAUGUACGCAAUAGAUGAGAUUUUGGAUGAAAUACUCGGCACAAAGAUUGGUUUUGACGUUCGAUUUCUUUUAACCGUGAUCAACUGAAUUAGAUCAUGGUGACGAGUUUUGGCGACGCUUUUGGUAAGAUUUUGGUGUCUUUAAUUAGUAAUAUGGUGUGGGUGGAGUUCGGAAAAUUAGUAAUCGUCGACAGGACUGCGGGAGUGAUUGAUUUCGUUUUCUUUUUCCUCCGUUGGCGUGUUCAGUGUCAUUGGCCCUGCAUCUUCGGUUGAUUUUGCCAUUAAUGGUCCUCACAAGAAUGGGAUUUCGAAUUGGAUCUGUAGUUUCUUCAUAUGUACGCCUGCCCAGGAAGGACUUAAUAAGUGAAAUGCCAAAUGAUAUUCUGUGCUCCAUCCUCUCACGACUGGAUACCAAAGAUGCGGUUAGGACUAGCAUAUUGUGUAGUCGAUGGAGAAACCUCUAUCUUUUUCUGCCAAAUUAUUCUUUUAGCUCCCCAUGCUUUGUGGAGAAGCCUUUCAUUCUCUGGUGUAGGUGCACUGCCGAGUACAAGAAUUUUUUUUUUGACCUCCAUGGAUCGGUUUAUUCAAAUCCAUAGAGGAGGUGGAUCUGAAAAGAUCAAAACUUUCAGCAUGUCAUUUUGUGUAGAGAGAGAAUCCACAUGUCGCAUUGAGCGUUGGGUGCGUCACAUUGCUGGGUUGGGUGUGGAAGAGCUUACCCUUAAGUUGGAUAAUCAAUUCUUUGCAGAUCCGAUAUCAUUCCCGAUUCGAGAGCUUUUAUGCGGAGCAGCAGCACCUAUGCUCACAUCUCUGUAUUUGUCUAGGUGCAACUUGGAACCCCUCAACCCCCAACAACCGUUCAAAACUCUAAAAUCCCUAACGUUGCAUAGGAUUGGUUCAGUUGAUGUGAAGAGCAUAUUGUCAUCAUGCCCAAAACUUAAGUCUCUAUGCUUGGAUGAUUGCUCUCUUCCUUCUAAGGUGUUCAUUGGCGGAAGAAAACAACUGGAGUUGAAGUCAUUAACCUUUAUCGCAUGUUAUGGGGCAAACGAGGAGAUAUAUUUGUGUGCUGAAAACCUUCUAAACUUGGAAGUGAGUUGUUUACCACUGAAGUUUUCUCAUCCUGCCCAUGCCCCAAGCUCCAGCAUGUCAGCUUCAAGGGAGUAUACAAUGGUGAUAUACCACACACCAUUAGCUGGGUAGCAAAGGAUUGUUCUCAGGUUGAAACUUUUUGUCUCGAUUUAAGGUUGGACAAAAGCCAGGUGGCAUAUGGUUUGCCGCGCAAGGUGCCCACAUUUAGUCGUUUGAGGCAGCUUGACAUACUAAUGGAGUUCAAUGAUUUGGUUGAUGUGACCCAAGUUGCUGGUUUAAUCAUUCACUGUCCACUGCUUCAGAUAUUACAUUUGGUGCGAAGGGCGAAAACAGCCCCUAGACCACUUGGUCCAAGGAGUUUAUCUCCCAUAAAUCAUCUUCAUCUAAAAGAAGUAGAAUUCGGUGGGUUCCAUGGUUUGGAGAAUGAGAUUUCUUUGGUAUUAUAUAUCCUGAAAAGUGCUUUAGCUCUUGAGAGGAUGACAUUAAGAAAGGAUUUUGAGGGGUAUGCUGCAACAUUUAACAAGAGCAAAGGUUGCAUGGAGCUUAGUUGUUCGCCAAAUGCAGAGUCUACUCCAACAUUUGAUAAGAUCACAUCACACGUAAUCCAUCAACAAUUGCAAGGGCAGGCUGCUUCUCCAACAGUGCAAGUGGUCAUAAUUUAGGUUGUCUUCUUUUGUGUUCAAUUUGUGUGGCCUUAUUUGUCUAGUUUGACCUGGUUUGGCCCGAUAGAAUGUUUUCAUUCUUCAAGGUAGUGCAUCAUUGCCUUAGUAGACCUUACACAGUUACACCCCUAAAAAUGUUAGGGAAAAUUAAAGCAUGAUUUUGAAGCCUUGCGCAGGCUGGAUAAUGUCUAUUGUCUCUUGUUUUUGAAGCGGUUGAAGUCUUGAGCGGGAUAAUGUCUAUUGUCUUGAGCGGUUUUAAUUACUAUCAAGGAUUGAAGGCACGUGAAAGAAAAUUGUUAGAUCUCAUUUUUGCAAAUAUUCCAGUAAUAAUAAUAUGAAG